Messenger RNA from Rangifer tarandus platyrhynchus (Svalbard reindeer), 741 nucleotides. NCBI's taxonomy places the organism in Eukaryota, Metazoa, Chordata, Mammalia, Artiodactyla, Cervidae. The record is from the annotation of a GenBank genome assembly.
AUGCUGGAGCGAGAGGCGGAGACUGCGGCCGGGGGCGCCGAGCCUAGUCCCACUGACAAGGAGCCUGUGACCAAAGGAGAAGCUCCCGACCAGGGCCCGCCGCAGAAGCCCAGCCAGUCUGUUCCAGGGCCCGCUGCCUCCACGGGGGCGCCUUCCCGACCCCGCCGGAGACCCCCGCCCCAGCGCCCGCACCGCUGCCCCGACUGUGACAAGGCCUUCUCGUACCCGUCCAAGCUGGCCACGCACCGGUUGGCACACGGCGGCGCCCGUCCCCACCCGUGCCCCGACUGCCCCAAAGCUUUCUCCUACCCCUCCAAGCUGGCCGCCCACCGCCUCACGCAUAGUGGCGCCCGCCCGCACCCGUGCCCGCACUGCCCAAAGGCCUUCGGCCACCGCUCCAAGCUGGCAGCCCACCUCUGGACCCAUGCUCCCGCCCGCCCCUACCCGUGCCCCGACUGCCCCAAGUCCUUCUGCUACCCCUCGAAGCUGGCGGCCCACCGCCACACGCACCAUGCUACCGACGCCCGCCCCUAUCCUUGCCCUCACUGCCCCAAGGCUUUUUCAUUCCCCUCCAAACUGGCGGCCCAUCGCCUGUGCCAUGACCCCCCGACUGCACCGGGCAGCCAGGCCACCGCGCGGCACCGCUGCUCCAGCUGCAGCCAGGCGUUUGCCCAGAGACGCCUCCUACUCGUUCACCAGCGCAGCCACCACCAGGCUGAGAGCCCCGGGGAGCGGGAGUGA